This is a messenger RNA of Anopheles cruzii, 4402 nucleotides long. RefSeq names its product protein transport protein Sec31A (gene Sec31). Lineage: Eukaryota; Metazoa; Arthropoda; Insecta; Diptera; Culicidae. Bases 113 to 4207 code for a protein of 1364 amino acids. The record is from RefSeq and is a predicted model, not a curated record. Gene Ontology annotation, molecular function: protein binding; structural molecule activity. The transcript is spliced from 11 exons. Gene Ontology annotation, biological process: intracellular protein transport; endoplasmic reticulum organization; COPII-coated vesicle cargo loading. Gene Ontology annotation, cellular component: endoplasmic reticulum exit site; COPII vesicle coat.
AUCACGGGUUGGGUUUUUAAUCGGCCGAAAAACGUAACAAUUCGCGUCCGAGUGGGUUUAUCCGUGUUGCACUGUGUAAAGCGCACGUCGUGGACAGCAGCAGCAGCUCAGAAUGAAGGUGAAAGAGUUACAGAAGAUGGUGAACGUGGCGUGGUCACCGGCGGAACAAUGCCCGAUAAUGCUGGCGGCCGGUACGGCGGCCCAGCAGCUCGACGCCUCAUUUAGCACCUCCGCCUCGCUGGAGCUGUAUUCGAUCAAUCUGGCCGACCCGAGUUACGAUCUGGAGCUGAAAGGAACGCAAUCGAGCCCGCACCGUUUUCACAAGCUCAUAUGGUCUCCGUUGGUCACCAGUGGAGCCGCUGAACAGAGCGCUUCCCCGAGCGGACUCAUAACCGGGGGCUGCGAGAGUGGGGUGCUGCAGGUGUACAACGUGGCACAACUGGUGGCCGGUCAGAACGCGCUGGUCGCGCAACAGGACAAACACCAGGGAGCGGUUCGCAGUCUGGACUACAAUCCGUUCCAGCACAAUCUCGUGGCCAGUGGGGCUUCGGAGUCGGAAAUAUUCAUCUGGGAUCUCAACAACACGGCCGUUCCGAUGAGCCCCGGUGCGAAAGUGACCCCGUUCGAGGACGUGCAAGGGUUGGCGUGGAACCGCCAGGUGCAGCACAUUCUGGCCUCCGUGUUUCCUUCGCGCUGCGUGAUCUGGGAUCUGCGCAAGAACGAACCGAUCAUCAAACUGAGUGAUACGCAGUCCCGCAUUCGCUGGCGUGUGGCCCAGUGGCACCCGGAAGUGGCCACGCAGCUGUGGCUCGCCAGCGAGGAAGACCAGUCGCCGACGGUGCAACUGUGGGAUCUCCGGUACGCAACGGCACCGGCCAAAACAUUCCACAUCCAUCAGCGUGGUAUGCUCGGUUUGACCUGGUGCCCGAAGGAUCACGAUCUGGUCGCAUCGUGCGGUAAGGACAAUCGGAUCAUCUGCUGGAACCAAAACACGGAGGACCCGAACGGGGAGAUUUUGUCCGAACUGGCCACCACCAACCAGUGGAACUUUGAUGUCGCUUGGUGCCCCGGAAAUCCGGCCCUUAUCGCCGGGUCGAGCUUCGAUGGGAAUGUGACGAUCUACUCGAUCCACGGCGGUGUCCAUCAGCAGGUGCAGACGAGCAACAAGAUUGCCGACUCGUUCCCCGGCAUGGAGCACAUUGGACACGAGCCAACACAGCAGGUGUCCGGCCAACAGUCGCAAACGGUGUCGAACGAUCUGAAAAGGCCACCGCGUUGGAUGCACCGACCGGUCGGAGUUUGUUUCGGGUUUGGUGGCAAGCUGGUCACCUUUAACGGCACGAGUCGCACCGUGACGGUGAACCAGGUGGUCACGGAUGCGGAACUGGUGGAGCGCUCCAACCAACUCGAGCAGGCACUGGCCGAGGGAAACUUUGUCGACUACUGUCGGCAAAAGGCGGAUCAAGCGAACGAUCAGCAUUCGCGGUUCCUGUGGUACUUCUUGAAGGCGAAUUUUGAGGAUGAUCCUCACUCCGAGAUGCUCAAUCUGUUGGGAUACGAAACGAAUGACAUUACAGCGAAGUUUAAGAAAUACGUCGUCGAAUCGGUGAACGGCGAAGAAGCGAAUCCCGUCGAUGGGCUCAGCGACCAGAUGGCCGGCCUAAGUCGGAAUAAUUCCACCGAAACAGAGACCAGUACGGACGAGAGCACUGAUUUGUCGAUCACGGAUAAUAAUGCGGUGUUCGAUGCGAUCGCGGCCACUGGCAAACAGUUGAACGGGACCGAGGAACCCCAGCAACGGAAUGGCCGGGAAGGUGCGGAACAAGUUUCGUACAAAAUACACACCGGCCAGGAUAAGGAGGGGCUGAUCUGUGAGGCUCUGCUGACGGGUAACCUGGAAGCGGCGGUCGAACUUUGUAUGCAGACGGGCAAAACGAGCGAAGCCCUCAUAUUGGCCAUGAACGGUGGUUCCGAUCUGUUGGCCAAAGUGCAGUACCGGUAUCUGCGGAACAGCGAGAACUAUCUGUCGAACAUUAUCUCCGCCCUCGUGACGUCCGAUUGGACCGGAGUCGUUACGCAGUGUACGAUCGACUCGUGGAAGGAAGCGUUGGUGGCGGCCAUAACGCACUGCCGGCAUCAGUUGCCGUUGCUCUGCGAGCAGCUUGGCCAACGGCUGCAGUUCGAAACGGGCAGUAACCUCGAGCUGGCCCGCAACGCGAUUCUGUGCUACAUUUGUGCCGGAAGCCCCGAACGGUUAGUGGAAGCGUGGAACCUGGCGAAAGGUGACGCCGCCGGUGAGGAGGAGCUGGACAGGAACAACAACUGCAACCGCGACCUGCAGGAACUGGUUGAGGUGGCGAUGUUGCUGCAGAAGGCGCUCGAGAAGCAGGGUCGCGCGGUGCAGGCCACCGGCAAGCUGGCCGAGCUCUUGUCGCAGUACGCGAGGCUGCUGGCGGCGCAAGGAUCGCUUCCAUCGGCACUUACGUACGUCGGUAGUUCGACCGAUCCGGAGCUGGCCGAGUUGCGAGAACGGUUGUACUACGCCCUUGGCCACAAGAGCCAAGCGGCACCGGUAGCAUCGGGCGCAGGUCGAAUGCGCGGCGGACACCAAGCGGAACAACAACCACCCUACAAUCCGAUGUUCCCGACGAUCGGGCAGGCCGCCAAGAUGAAGGCAUACCAGCAACAACCGGUGCCGCCAGCGGCAGCUCCGCCAACUCUGGCGUCCUCGACACAGCCAGCAUGGAACACUGCUCCCUUCCAACCGCCACCAGUCGGCCAACCGAUGGCACCCCCGGUGAACGCUGCUCCACUACUGAGCUCGAAACCACCGGUCGGACCGCCACCACCUGCCAGUAGCGAUCCUUCGCAACCACCACGUCCAUCGAGCGUCAGUUCACAGUCGGCAGGAACGGCUCCGGUACUGAGCCGCUCGAAGUACGUGCUCGAUCCAUCGGUAACAUCCGGCCCGACGUACGGGCAGCAGAACGCGAACUUCUACAACCCGCCGUCAUAUCAGCAACCGGGCAUCGGUCAAGCUCCUGGGGCUGGCCCCUUCAACGCUGGUCCGAUCGUUAGCCAACCAUCCAGCUUCUACAACCCUUCGCAACAGCCACCACCCGCACCGGCAGCCGCCGGCCAACCGCCGCAAUCGAACAACUUUAAACCGUUCACUCCGGCCCCCCUGGUCCAGACGAGUUCGUUCAUGCCACCGUUGGAUGGUUCGCAACAGCAGCCUCCGCAGCAUAACGCCAAUUACGGCUACCCACCCCAAGCCGGGCUGCCACCACCGCCAAUGGCGGGUGGCAACUUCCAAAGGAACCCGACGCCACCGCCCGGCUGGAAUGAUCCGCCGGCAGUGAAGGGACACAGCCGACCGCAAUACUGCGAACAGUACGAAAUGUCCGCGGUCCACGCCGGAACGAGACGCUGGCGUCGAAUAAUCGACUCACAUGCGAACGAACACUCGAACCGGUCUUCGCCGCAGCCAAAGGCCGAACCGAGCAUGGUGGCACCGAUCAUGUCGCCCCUUCCGACCGGUUUGGCACCCUCGAACGGGUACCAGGACCCGAACAGUAACUACAUUCAGGGCGGUGCCGUGGCUGCUCCGACGUACAUGACACCCCAGCCCGCACCACCCGGUGGCAUGUUCAAUCCGGCCGCUGUCGCACCAUCGGGCGCUCCGAUCAACUAUCAAAACUUCCACCAGAAUCCAAUGGGCGGCGGCUAUCAGCAGCAGGGGGCACCACCGACCACCGGUGGUGGGGGUGUGUAUUAUCCGGGCCAAACGCAAUCGGAUGCAUUCCAGGCUCCUUCGCAAGCGGCGCCGACGGCCAACGUCCCUGAGCCACCGAAAGCGAAGGCACCGCUUCCGGAGCAGUACGUGUUCAUGCAGACCGUGUUCGAGGAGCUGAAGCGACAGUGCGUAGAAGCGGCUGGCAAUCCGCAAACGAAGCGAAAGCUGGAGGAUGUCUCGAAGCGGUUGGAGUCGCUCUACGAUUUGCUGCGCGAGAAUAGGCUAUCGCAGAACACACUGAACUCGCUGAGCCAACUGGUGGGACUGAUUCAGGCCGGUGACUACGCCAACGGAAUCGGCCUUCACACACAGAUGGUGUCGGGGCCGGAUUUCGCUCAGAUUGCCAGCUUUAUGCCCGGCAUCAAGGUGCUGCUGCAGUCGGCGAUGCAGCUGCAGGUGUACCUACGAUAAGCGGCCGCGACACGCCACCGAGAGGGCAUUUCAUAGCACUAUCCAUUGGCCCGGUAAUCGGAGCAGCAGUAUCGAAGACACUCCGUGGUAUACGCGGAUUGCGGAAGUGAAUGCGUGUUCGACGAGAGUGCUUACUUCCCAGCAGUGUUUGGUUAUUAUAAUUUUUUGAUAAUAAUAAAUAAAACUAUAUCUAUU